Mus musculus (house mouse) is the source of this 1394-nucleotide messenger RNA. RefSeq names its product ribosomal protein S6 (gene Rps6). Gene Ontology annotation, biological process: ribosome biogenesis; translation. Gene Ontology annotation, molecular function: structural constituent of ribosome. The record is from RefSeq and is marked provisional. Lineage: Eukaryota; Metazoa; Chordata; Mammalia; Rodentia; Muridae. The transcript is spliced from 5 exons. Bases 42 to 791 code for a protein of 249 amino acids. Gene Ontology annotation, cellular component: nucleolus; cytoplasm; ribosome.
CUCUUUUUCGUGACGCCUCCCAGGCGCUCGGCUGUGUCAAGAUGAAGCUGAACAUCUCCUUCCCCGCCACCGGCUGUCAGAAGCUCAUCGAGGUGGAUGACGAGCGCAAGCUCCGCACCUUCUAUGAGAAGCGCAUGGCCACGGAAGUAGCCGCUGAUGCUCUUGGUGAAGAGUGGAAGGGUUAUGUGGUCCGGAUCAGCGGUGGGAAUGACAAGCAAGGUUUUCCCAUGAAGCAAGGUGUUCUGACCCAUGGCAGAGUGCGCCUGCUGUUGAGUAAGGGGCAUUCCUGUUACAGGCCAAGGAGAACUGGAGAGAGGAAGCGCAAGUCUGUUCGUGGAUGCAUUGUGGACGCUAAUCUCAGUGUUCUCAACUUGGUCAUUGUAAAGAAAGGAGAGAAGGAUAUUCCUGGACUGACAGACACUACUGUGCCUCGUCGGUUGGGACCUAAAAGGGCUAGUAGAAUCCGCAAGCUUUUUAAUCUCUCCAAAGAAGAUGAUGUCCGCCAGUAUGUUGUCAGGAAGCCCUUAAACAAAGAAGGUAAGAAGCCCAGGACCAAAGCACCCAAGAUUCAGCGACUUGUUACUCCUCGUGUCCUGCAACACAAACGCCGACGUAUUGCUCUGAAGAAGCAACGCACUAAGAAGAACAAGGAGGAGGCUGCAGAAUACGCUAAACUUUUGGCCAAGAGAAUGAAGGAAGCCAAAGAAAAGCGCCAGGAACAGAUUGCCAAGAGACGUAGGCUGUCCUCACUGAGAGCUUCUACUUCUAAGUCUGAGUCCAGUCAAAAAUGAGUCUUUAAGAGCAACAAAUAAAUAAUGACCUUGAAUCUUUCAUUGGCUUUCAUUAAUAGUGUAACUAGAUAAAUGAUGGGAAAGAUGAGACAGAAGAAGGAAUACAUCUAUAGGACUGCUAGAAUAUGGGGAGAGUGAUUAUUUUCAAAUUAAUAUGUAUCGAGCUUCUACCCCAAGGUAAAUAAAUAACAUUUGGAGACCAUUAAAAUGUAGGAUGGCAUAGAAGAGGCCUUUACUAAGAUUAAUAAUUAAAGAAACACAGCCUUUAAAGUAAAAAACACACUGUGCCUUUGAAACUUGCUAAAAAGAUUAACUUCUGUCCCAAAAGGUAUCAGCCAUGCGCUACCAGCCUCCCUGCCCCUACAGUGGCAGUGGCUGCAUUCUUGGUGAAUGGUAGUGGAAGGGAUUAAACCUAGGCCUCAGUCAUGCUUCCCAGUCACUGGUACUGAUUUGUAUGCACCCGCUUAGGUGUGAAGGUAGUUUUGGUGUGUAUCACAAGUUAGCCUGUGUAGCGAAGACAGGUUUUCUCCACCGUGUUUUUUGUUACACAUGACUAUUCACAAAUGUGCUGCAGACAGUAAAAUGAGAAAUACCCUUCCAAGG